Molecule: messenger RNA, 708 nt
Organism: Fonsecaea pedrosoi CBS 271.37
Lineage: Eukaryota; Fungi; Ascomycota; Eurotiomycetes; Chaetothyriales; Herpotrichiellaceae
Exons: 1
Coding region: 1-708 (235 amino acids)
Cellular component (GO): membrane
Molecular function (GO): fatty acid elongase activity
Source: RefSeq, a predicted model, not a curated record
AUGGCCUCUGAAGACGACAGCAGCAGACCGUUGACGUCGCUGCAAAGCGUCAUCCUGACCACCGGCCCGUUCAUCUUCCUCUGGAGCACCCUGCGAGGCUACGUCGCGCGCAACGGGUUCUUCAGCCUCGCGCGCCCGCUGACCCGGCUGAACAACCAGGUCUACGCGCUAUUCUCGCUGGCGCUGGCGUGCCUGGUCCUCAACGACACGGAGACAUUCCACUUCGUGGACCUCGAGCACGUAACGACAUCAGGCCUGGCGUACCUGUACCACCUGACCAAGUUCUACGAGUACGUCGACGUGUUCGGGCUGGUCGCGUCGGGGACCCCCGUCAACGAACACAUGGCGUUCCACCACAUCACGACGCCCGUGCUGACGUACCUCCGCGUCCUGCACGCCUCGGACUGGCACCUCCUCGCGUGCCUCAACUGCCUCCACCAUUUCUGGAUGUACGCGUACUUUGGCGGCGUGAGGGCGUUCAGGCCCGUCCUGCGCGUCACGGGUUGGGCGCAGCUGGUCGGGGGAAUCGGGCUCGACGUCUACUAUCUCGUGUCUCACGGAAGGGGGGCUCCCGAGGCGAGGAACCGCGCCCUCAGUAUCAUGAUCUUGACGAGGUACGCGAUGCUGUACUACGAAGAAAUCAAGACGGGCAUGGGGAAUGCCCAGAAGCGGAAAGAAGCGGACAAGAAAGGCAAAAAAGCGAAUUAG